Molecule: messenger RNA, 561 nt
Organism: Monopterus albus (swamp eel)
Lineage: Eukaryota; Metazoa; Chordata; Actinopteri; Synbranchiformes; Synbranchidae
Gene: fgf4
Product: fibroblast growth factor 4
Exons: 3
Coding region: 1-561 (186 amino acids)
Molecular function (GO): growth factor activity
Source: RefSeq, a predicted model, not a curated record
AUGGGCUCUCUGGCGGCCCUGUGGACCGUCCUGGUUCUGGGUCUGGUGACCGGACUAGUGGGAUGCGCCCCUGGCCUGAACCGGACAGCGGAACGCUGGGAGGCCCUUUACUCCCGAUCCCUGGCGCGGAUCCCGGGUGAGAAGCGGGAGGAGAUCGGCCGGGACAGUGACUAUCUCCUGGGCAUUAAAAGGUUGAGGCGCCUGUAUUGCAACGUUGGGAUCGGCUUUCAUCUUGAAGUGUUACCGGAUGGUGGAAUAACAGGAGUACACAACGAAAAUCGUUACAGUCUCCUCCAAAUCUCUCCAGUGGAGAGAGGGGUGGUGACUCUGCUGGGUGUUCACAGCGGACUCUUUGUGGCCAUGAACCGGCGAGGAAAGCUGUAUGGAUCUUUGCAUUAUAACAACGAGUGCAAGUUCAGAGAGAAGCUCCUCGCCAACAACUACAACGCCUACGAGUCAGUGGCCUACCCGACAAUGUUCAUCGGCCUGAGUGAAAAAAAAAAAAGAGAAAGCCGAGUGUCCCCCGCCAUGACAGUGACACAUUUCUUGCCAAGAAUCUAG